This is a messenger RNA of Solanum verrucosum, 686 nucleotides long. RefSeq lists its product as uncharacterized. Gene Ontology annotation, cellular component: membrane. Lineage: Eukaryota; Viridiplantae; Streptophyta; Magnoliopsida; Solanales; Solanaceae. The transcript is spliced from 6 exons. The coding region runs from base 71 to 598 and encodes 175 amino acids. Gene Ontology annotation, biological process: vesicle-mediated transport. The record is from RefSeq and is a predicted model, not a curated record.
UUUUUUUCACUACACUUGUCCGUAUUCCAUCCUUUAUCUUCCUCUAAUUUGUAAACUUUGAAGAGAAAAAAUGGAGAAAAUGAACCAGGCAUUGGAGAAGAUGAAAAUGUUGGUGGGAAUGGAUGUAGAAGAUGAAGAAGUAGCUCCUCAACAAGAAUCUUCCUUUGCUUUCAUGGAUGAUUUGAAUCGCAACUGCACUUUGUCGACCAAACAGAGGCUUUAUGGUUUUGCUAUAUGCUUAACAACUGGUAUCGCCUGUACUCUCUUGUCAAUGCUGGUUUUCUUCAAUCCAAUCAAGUUUGGAAUAACAUUUUCUUUUGGGAAUUUGCUUGCUCUUGGAAGCACAGCGUUCCUCAUAGGGCCUAAACGACAAGUGACAAUGAUGCUUGACCCAGUUCGUAUAUAUGCCACUGCCAUUUAUAUAGCAAGCAUUAUCAUUGCUCUGUUUUGUGCUCUAUAUGUGCGGAACAAGCUACUGACACUGUUGUCAAUUAUAUUGGAGUUUGGUGCACUUAUCUGGUAUAGUUUGAGUUACAUUCCUUUUGCAAGGUCCAUGGUCUCCAAAGUGAUGAUGGCUUGCUUUGAUACAGAAUUCUAGGGUUGUAUUACUCUGAGGGAAGAAUUAUACAUGCAAAUAUGUACAGUGUACAUUCGGCAAGUUUGCACCACUUGCAACAACCAGCAGG